This is a messenger RNA of Mus pahari (shrew mouse), 2092 nucleotides long. It is a transcript of the gene Dbnl, whose product is annotated as drebrin like. The record is from RefSeq and is a predicted model, not a curated record. Gene Ontology annotation, biological process: positive regulation of dendritic spine morphogenesis; neuron projection morphogenesis; regulation of actin filament polymerization. Gene Ontology annotation, molecular function: actin filament binding. Gene Ontology annotation, cellular component: dendrite; site of polarized growth; postsynaptic density. The transcript is spliced from 13 exons. NCBI's taxonomy places the organism in Eukaryota, Metazoa, Chordata, Mammalia, Rodentia, Muridae. Bases 60 to 1361 code for a protein of 433 amino acids.
GUCACUGGAGACCGGCAGAAAGCUGAAGCUGCUGCAUCGCGGGGAGCGUGGGGCGUGCCAUGGCGGUGAACCUGAGCCGGAACGGGCCGGCGCUGCAGGAGGCCUACGUGCGCGUAGUCACCGAGAAAUCCCCGACCGACUGGGCUCUUUUUACUUAUGAAGGCAACAGCAAUGACAUCCGUGUGGCUGGCACAGGGGAGGGAGGCCUGGAGGAGCUGGUGGAGGAGCUCAACAGCGGGAAGGUGAUGUACGCCUUCUGCAGGGUGAAGGACCCCAACUCCGGCCUGCCCAAGUUUGUCCUCAUCAACUGGACAGGCGAGGGUGUGAAUGAUGUGCGGAAAGGAGCGUGUGCCAACCACGUCAGCACCAUGGCCAACUUCCUGAAGGGUGCCCAUGUGACCAUCAACGCCCGGGCUGAGGAGGAUGUGGAGCCUGAGUGCAUCAUGGAGAAGGUUGCCAAGGCCUCUGGGGCCAACUACAGCUUCCAUAAGGAAAGCAGCUGCUUCCAGGAUGUAGGGCCACAGGCCCCAGUGGGCUCUGUGUACCAGAAGACCAAUGCCAUAUCUGAGAUCAAGAGAGUUGGCAAGGAUAACUUCUGGGCCAAAGCCGAGAAGGAAGAAGAGAACCGCCGCCUGGAGGAGAAGCGGCGUGCUGAGGAGGAGCGGCAGCGGCUGGAGGAGGAGCGCCGCGAGCGAGAGCUGCAGGAGGCUGCCCGCCGGGAGCAGCGCUACCAGGAACAGCACAGAUCAGCUGGACCCCCGAGCAGGACGGGUGAGCCGGAGCAGGAAGCGGUGUCCAGGGCCAGACAGGACUGGGAGUCUGCUGGGCAGCAAGGCCCACACCCACGAGAGAUUUUCAAGCAGAAGGAAAGGGCUAUGUCCACCACCUCUGUCACCAGCUCGCAGCCAGGCAAGCUGAGGAGCCCCUUCCUGCAGAAGCAGUUCACUCAACCAGAAGCCUCCUAUGGCCGAGAACCCACGGCUCCUGUCUCCCGGCCUGCAGCAGGUGUCUGUGAGGAGCCAGUGCCUAGCACUCCGUCUUCUGCCCAGACAGAAGAAGAACCUACAUAUGAAGUACCCCCAGAGCAGGACACCCUCUACGAGGAACCACCACUGGUACAGCAGCAAGGCGCUGGCUCCGGACACAUUGACAACUACAUGCAGAACCAGGGCUUCAGUGGACAAGGGCUGUGCGCCCGGGCCUUGUAUGACUACCAGGCAGCUGACGACACAGAGAUCUCCUUUGACCCUGAGAACCUGAUCACAGGCAUUGAGGUGAUCGAUGAAGGCUGGUGGCGAGGCUAUGGGCCUGAUGGCCACUUCGGCAUGUUUCCUGCCAACUACGUGGAGCUCAUAGAGUGAGGCUGAGACCUGGCGUCCUUCUCCACCACAAGUGGCUUCCUUGUCGCCUAAGGAGGAGGCCGAAGAGUUAAUAUUUGGCACUCUUCCAGGAAUGGGACUUCAGUGAGGACAAGACUUCCUCUGCCUUGAGUGCUCCUGUUACCCCAGAUGUAGCAGUGUCCCACUGCUCCCCCAAAUGCUUACCACAGCCUCUAGGCCCUCUCCAGCCUUACACUUGGCCCCGGUGGGAAUGGCAUAUUGAGCCAAGGUUAACCAGUGACCAGCUCUGGAUGACCUCUGCCCAAGGACAGCAGCACUGAGUCAUUGGACUCAGAGCAGGGACAUCUGGGGCCACAGUGUACAUUUGCCUUUCUUUCUGGGUGGCUUCUAAGGGUGGUAGCUGCAGCUGUUUAGAAAGGCCCUUGGGAAUUGUGAACUUGAAAGAGAAUUGCAUUUAGCAAAAUCUUGACCAAAGUCAGACUAGACCGUGACUGUUUUGACAGAAGGGAGGUUUUCUCACCAGAGGCUUCCCUGCCUUUGUUAUCCCCGUGCCUGUGCUGUGGGAAGGAGGGAUGGGAUGACCAAGCUUCCAUCUCUGGGAAUGUGCAAAUUCAAAGACAUGCAUCAUGUGGUUCAUCUAUUGCGUCCUAUACCCUGGCUCAGCCCAUCACAGGAAGGCAGAGGCAGGUAGAUCCCUGAGUUCAAGGCCACGAGCCUAGCCUGGUGUUCACAGUUCCUGGGCAGCCAGGGUU